AACGGUCACCAGGUGAAACCGCAAUUUAAUCCAGACAACGAUUGUGUGUGAGGUCAAAGGUCCCAGCGACGAGGGGCUUGAGGUCAGGACACGCCAAGCGUUCUGGCCACUGUGACGUCACAGAGAGCCUGAGCCCCGCUGCGGCCGAGAGGCAGCCCAGGGGAUGUGGAGAAUAUGCGUAUUUUCAUCAACCUCCUGAGAGCCAAGGUUUGUGUGAGUGACGUGAUCAGCCCCGGGCGGAGGCAGUGUCUGCAGUACAUCAGGACACUGCGAGCUCUGCAAAGCGAAGGUCUCUACACCGUGUACCUGGGGGAAACCCCCCUCCCCGAGAGCCUGCUGAUAGGUGACGUGUCGCCCCAGCCGGCCAGCUCCAGGGGUCCGGCCGAGCAGGGCUUGAUGCUGGUACACGCCGGGGGGAUGAGGGGCUGGGUACCGUGGAACUACCGAGUCUUCUUCGGAUGCCAGGAGCUGUGGCCUGUGCCGGAGACGGUAGGGAAUGCCGGUGAACGGCUCUUCCCGGAGUUUUGCCAUGCGCUCAGGAGCUCGUACGGGAGAUGUGCUGUCGUCGUCAGGACAAACCAACGGCUGCCGUCCCUGGGCACGAAGAGGAACCAUCUGGCCACAGCCUCACUCGAGCUGCCUCAACACCCACCAGGGGACGGCCAGGGCUGCCCACCACAGCCAACCCCCACCAUCACAUAUUGCCCCCAGAUUGCCAACUCCUAUGGGCACCAGCUGCUGUGGCUGCCCUCUCAUCACCCUCACCUCAGCCCCCUGGAGGCUGCCUGGGCUACCCUCAAAUGGACUAUAAUAAAUAACCGGAAACAGUUCACCAUCAGUGCCGUCCCCACGGUAACGGGCUACCGGUGCAUCAACGUCAAGGCCCUGAUGGAGGCCGCGGUGGAAGCCGUAAGCCACUCCAAGUGGCGGCUGUCCAUCAGUCGGGUCAAACGGUGGGAAAAUCAUUACCUUCAGCAGGAAGCCUAGGGCC
Molecule: messenger RNA, 991 nt
Organism: Callorhinchus milii (elephant shark)
Lineage: Eukaryota; Metazoa; Chordata; Chondrichthyes; Chimaeriformes; Callorhinchidae
Product: protein FAM243-like
Exons: 1
Coding region: 175-987 (270 amino acids)
Molecular function (GO): nucleic acid binding
Source: RefSeq, a predicted model, not a curated record